Messenger RNA from Helobdella robusta, 1197 nucleotides. RefSeq lists its product as hypothetical. Gene Ontology annotation, biological process: DNA replication initiation; mitotic DNA replication checkpoint signaling; cell division. The transcript has 6 exons. The annotation marks the transcript as partial. Gene Ontology annotation, molecular function: ATP binding; DNA replication origin binding; ATP hydrolysis activity. The record is from RefSeq and is a predicted model, not a curated record. Gene Ontology annotation, cellular component: nucleus. Lineage: Eukaryota; Metazoa; Annelida; Clitellata; Rhynchobdellida; Glossiphoniidae.
UACAGUUCAACAAAGCAAGCUCUGACAACAUCACUACCUGAUUUUCUUGUUUGCAGAGACGCUGAGUUUAAAUUAGUGAAAAAUUAUAUCGCUGAUCAUAUAGACCAAUCAAAACCUGGCAGUAUGUACAUUUCAGGAGCACCAGGGACAGGAAAAACUGCUGUGUUAAAUUUUGCCCUCAAGAGUAUACCAACAUCUAGUCCAAAAGUCUUCAUAAACUGCAUGAGUCUGAGGAAUAGUCAGGCAAUAUAUAGUAACAUAUGGAUGUUGUUGUCACCAACAUCUGCAAAGAAAAGUGCAAACAGUGCCAAGGAUGCAGUUGCAGACAUCGAAGAUUUCAUCACCUCAAACCAGCAAUCUAUAAUUCUAGUCCUUGAUGAAAUAGAUUCGUUAGAUUCUCGCAAUCAGGAAGUAUUGUACACAAUUUUUGGGUGGCCAUCACUCAAGAAUUCUAAACUGAUCCUAGUUGGGAUUGCCAACUCUCUUGACCUCACUGACAGAAUUCUGCCACGACUUCAAUCAGAUGAAAGCUGCAAACCUCAACUCAUGAAUUUCACUCCAUACUCGAAAGAUGAAAUUUCUCAAAUCAUCCUCAAUAGAUUAUCUAAGGUUUGUUUCGUCGAGGGGGAACAGAUUCUUGAUGCACCAGCAGUUAACUUUUGCUCUCGCAAGGUUUCUUCAAUGGCAGGGGAUUUAAGAAUGGCUUUGAACAUAUGCACCAGGGCUGUUGAGAUUGUUGAGAUGGAGGUCAAAAAGUCCAAACUCAAUGAAUCAGCAGCACUAAAUACUGGUGUCAAGAAAGUAACAGUGCCAGUAAUUUUGAAAGUCAUAAAUGAGGUCUUCAUCCAGAAAGUAGCUCUCAAGACAGACGCACCGAUGAUAAUUCCACUGCAGCAGAUGUUGGUCAUGUGCACCAUGCUGCUGAUGGGCAAACUUGCAAAGGGUAGCAAGGAAAUCACCCUUGGAAAGCUUCAUGAGAAUUUGAACAAGGUUUGCCUGAAGAAUGGGUUUGGAAGGGUUGAUCAGGGAGAACUGUUGAGUCACUGCCUCUCCAUUGAAGACCAAGGCAUGAUGACCAUCAAAAAGAACAAACAAGUCAGACUUCAUAAGCUGUCACUCAGAGUGAACGAGCAGGAGCUGGAGUCAGUGAUUCAGGACAAGACCUUAUUAUCGACUAUCCUACAAAAAGGAAUUUAA